CGAGAAGGCUGUGAGCAUCAGGAACGCAAGAAAUCCCGGCAGUUUUCGUGCUUAAUCGAAGUUCGAUUCCAGCUUUGUGCUGUUCGACAGUCCCGAUGUGCUGUUCAGCGGCCUACUGGUCCGCGGCCCGAGAUUUAAUCCGACUCGGGGGGAUCCGAUUCGGCACAGUGCCCCCAGGGGCGCCCCCAUCCCCGACGAAAAAUGUUCACCUCCACGGCGCCCUCUACGAAGCCUGUUUCGGCCUCGCGAAAGCGCUCACCCCUCGCGGACAGCAAGAGUACUCCCUUCCUCUCAUCCGUCACUGGCGAGCAGACUAAAGGAUUGAGCCAUGCAAGGACGUCGUAUCACACGCUCUUCACGUCUCUGGAGGAGGAAGAUUUGGAUCCAGGUACUGCAUAUGACGAUAAGCUGCAAGAUGACUUAUGCCUGUGCAGGUCCAGGCAGCUAUGUAAUGCCAAGCUCAUUCGGGAGUCAAGUACUCAGCAGCAGAAGCAAUGCUCCCUCCCCUCCCAUCCUUGAGAGGUACAUCUCUUAAGGUCCUGUGUGGCUUCACAGCUUUUUGAUCAUCAGAAAUAUAAAUAGUUGGAGUCGAGUCAUCAUUACAAGAAAUCAUCUUUCGGUGAGCCAGUAGAUGGUUCCCUUGCAGGGCUGCGAUACUGGAUUGUUCUCACACUUUCAGGACUUGAGGUGCAGAGACACGCCGGGCGCAGGUAAGAGCACGUCUGGUCUGAUCAGCGGCCUUCAGAUUGAUACCUACAGGUAGCUACAUUCCACAGUAUCCAGCUGAAAAGUCGGAACGAGGCCUCAUCCGAUUCGGUGCCAUCCAUGUCUGGGAAGCCCAAACAGUAAACUCGAUGGCUUUUGCGUGUUUUCAUGCAGGGAAGGCGAGACGUCCGCCACUCAGCAUGCCGACCGAUGGGUGAGACAAAGGCCCUCCGCAAGGAACGGCGGGCAUGGAUCGUGCCCUGUUUCGUUUGUGGACGUCGUUUUCAGCCCCAGCAAGAUGUACAAUGUGUCCGCUGCGGCGCUGAAAUUCCCGUGCUGGACGACAUGUCGAUUUGGAGCAGAGAAAAGGUGAGGGACAUUUUUUCCUUGAGGGGAACCAGCUCGGUGUUCUCGUGUAUAUCUGUCUCUGCUUCGCUAUUCAGGUUUGAGUCCCUGGCGCGCGAAAGACAAGCCAAGAGUGGGAAUGUCGGACCAGGUAGCUUGCCCUUCACAGGGAUCAUGACGCACACGAGAUACAAGCCAUGUCUUUUUCUUCCCUUUCUCGUUUUCGUCCAGGCCACUAUGAUAUUUCUAAGUCAUCCUUCGAAGAUCGGCUAGCCAAGUCAUUUGGCGUGGGACGACAGGCUUAUGAGAAGGUUGUCACACCGGGCAUGGAUAAGGCAUUUAAGGGCUCAUUCGGAGCAGGUGUGCACACGUUCCAAUGCAAGAAAGCAAACACGAAGCAAACACGGCUGUAAACAAUGCUGCCCUUUCAGGCCCCGGCCCUCCUAUAUAUAUUACGCCUGAUCCGAACUCUAUUCGAGUGUCGUUCACCAAGGCGCCCAAGCUGCGCAGUGGCGGUUUUGAUGCUUCUCCUGGCCCUGGUGCAUACUCAUCUGAUAUCACGGUAAGAGGAGUCUUUUCCCUCCACGGAUGCCUUAUGUUUGUGUUUUUGUUGUCUCCGACAGCAGUCAGUGAGUUCGCUGUACAGGUGAGUCUGCCUUGUCUCUCGAAAGCUUGAAAAACAAUCUGGUCGUUGCUGGGGAUAACAGGAAUUCGCCUGUCUGUUCUUUUGGCCCACCGCCUUCUCGAGCACGACUCAACCUGAGAAAAAUGACACAGUUUGAGAACUCGGUGGGCUGUAGAGAGCAGCAUGAUUGCACACGAGUGCGUGUGUGCGUGUGUAUGUGUGUGUGUGUUAGGUAUGGGGGUUGUCGUAGUCCAGCAUACAGCUGGGGACGCAGAUUUGUCUGGCUUCUUCCUGGACAGAGAGAAACUUGGCAGACUUAUUUGCAUUCAUCGCGUGUGAUUUCAAUAUCUGCCUCUUCCUAGCUGCUUACCAAACAAAGAAAAAGAAUUAUAUACAGCCUACACGGACGAGACACGCCGUCUUGUUGGUGGACCAUGUAAUGCAGCCGCGUCUUCGCGAGACAAAAGGCAAGCUUCCCACUGUAAGUUCCCAGGUGCACGUCAAAAUUUCAUGUCAGACCUGGUCCUCUCCAUGCAGUGGAAAUCGAAACUGUAGAGGAAGUACCCAACGCAAUCACAUGAGCCCCAGGGUUGCAUUUGACUGGACAAUUUCCGCUUAGCCUUCUGAGUGUUUCAUCACUGAUUCGAUUCUCACUUGCAAAGGCAGAAGCGCAAAUCAGAACCGAGCUCGUCUGCCGCUGCUGCUGCUUCUGCUGCGGCACCAUCGCCAGAGGACACGGAGAGUGAAGGUGAGCGGUCUGACGACGGAUGGGAGGCCGACCCGGUACUUUUCGCUGAGGAAGGAUGACUCUCAUGCGCAAUCACUCCUGUUGCCUCUUGCUACCUUGUGUUUUGCUAUUUUUGUCAGGUUAUUUGUGACGACAACGAGCUCUUGAUAACUGCUCAGGUCUUCGCCGACGCCGUCGAGGGGAUCAAAGUUGACGAUACAACCAUCGAACCCGAGAAGGAAGUGGGGGAGCUCUUCGACGAGUAUGAGAUGUACGUCGUAAGCCCAGGCGACUACAUCCCCGAGGAAGACAUGCCAUCCCCCACCCGUCUUCCCGGCCCCCAACAGCAGGAUCCCACUCCCUCUACCCUCCCUGCGCACAUUCCGGCCCCGCACCAAGGGCAACCAGUCGAUCGUGGCGUCUCGCCUGCGGGAGGUGAAGAGGCCUGCCAGUGACGCGGGCAAGGAGGAGGAAGAGGCACGACAGUCUGGAAGGUGGGAGAACCGUCGUCGGUGUCGAAAGCGUUGCCUGCUCUGCCGGACCAACUCAUUUUCAACGUCAUUGACGUGAGCAAUCCAGACGCACACAGGAUCCAUCCUCUCUUCUGCAUGCCCUCUCCCCCUUCUGUGUUGGCUACCUGUGCAAAUCUUCCAGUAUGUGUGGAAGAACGAGAUAUGGGGGCACAAGAACCACAAAGUGCAGGCACCGUGGCGGUUUGAGGACAUGCUCUGGAACACACAUACACACACACACACACACACAGAGUUUUGUGUGUGUGUGUGUCCAUGGCAUUGUUCGUGUGAGUGUGAAUGUGUGUGCAUCUGCCCGGCCUGUUUGCUUGCAGGAUGGUUCCCCCGACGCUGCUUUGCUGAACUGGGAGAGGGAUUUCUGCUCAGCUCU
Vitrella brassicaformis is the source of this 3302-nucleotide messenger RNA. The record is from the annotation of a GenBank genome assembly. NCBI's taxonomy places the organism in Eukaryota, Vitrellaceae.